This is a messenger RNA of Chlorocebus sabaeus (green monkey), 4515 nucleotides long. NCBI's taxonomy places the organism in Eukaryota, Metazoa, Chordata, Mammalia, Primates, Cercopithecidae. The record is from RefSeq and is a predicted model, not a curated record.
CUUGUGAAAAUACUGAUGUGUUUUAAAGCCUUGGGUAGAAAUUCUGUAUUGCUGAGGAUUUGUUCUUUUAUCCCCCUUUUAAAGUCAUCCGUCCUUGGCUCAGGAUUUGGAGAGCUUGCACCACCAAAAAUGGCAACCAUCACCAGCUCCCAGAUUUUGGACCCAUUGAAAGCUCCGAGUUUGGGCCAGUUUACCACCACCCCAAGUACACAGCAGAAUAGUACAAGUCACCCUACAACUACUACUUCUUGGGACCUCAAGCCCCCAACAUCCCAGUCCUCAGUCCUCAGUCAUUUUGACUUCAAAUCUCAACCUGAGCCAUCCCCAGUUCUUAGCCAGUUGAGCCAGCGACAACAGCACCAGAGCCAGGCAGUCACUGUUCCUCCUCCUGGUUUGGAGUCCUUUCCUUCCCAGGCAAAACUUCGAGAAUCGGCACCUGGAGACAGUCCCUCCACUGUGAACAAGCUUUUGCAGCUUCCCAGCAUGACCAUUGAAAAUAUCUCUGUGUCUGCCCACCAGCCACAGCCCAAACACAUCAAACUUGCUAAGCGGCGGAUACCCCCAGCUUCUAAGAUCCCAGCUUCUGCAGUGGAAAUGCCUGGUUCAGCAGAUGUCCCGGGAUUAAAUGUGCAGUUUGGGGCUCUGGAAUUUGGGUCAGAACCUUCUCUCUCUGAAUUUGGAUCAGCUCCAAGCAGUGAAAAUAGUAAUCAGAUUCCCAUCAGCUUGUAUUCGAAGUCUUUAAGUGAGCCUUUGAAUACAUCUUUACCAAUGACCAGUGCAGUACAGAACUCCACAUAUACAACUUCUGUCAUUACCUCCUGCAGUCUGACCAGCUCAUCACUGAGUUCUGCUAGUCCAGUAGCAACUUCUUCCUCUUAUGACCAGAGUUCUGUGCAUAACAGGAUCCCAUACCAAAGCCCUGUGAGUUCAUCAGAGUCAGCUCCAGGAACCAUCAUGAAUGGACAUGGUGGUGGUCGAAGUCAGCAGACACUAGACACUACUUCGUCCAUUCCUGCUCCAAAGACAACAGGCCCUCCCUCUGCCCUCCCGUCUGUGAGCUCCCUGCCCAGCACCACCUCCUGCCCUGCACUUCUGCCGUCCACAUCCCCUCACACUGGCGACCUGAGCAGCAGCCCUCUCUCUCAGCUUAGCAGUUCGCUCUCCAGCCACCAGAGCAGCCUCUCCUCUGCGCACGCAGCCCUCUCCUCGAGCACGUCACACACACAUGCCAGUGUGGAGAGCGCCUCUUCUCUCCAGUCCUCAGCCAACUUCUCCACGGCAGCGACCUCCGUCUCGAGUUCCGCAUCCUCAGGCGUCAGCCUGUCCAGUAGCAUGAACACCGCGAACAGCCUCUGUCUGAGUGGGACCCCCACGAGUGUGUCCAGCAGCAGUAGCAGGGCCGCACCCUUGGUGACCUCAGGCAAAGCACCCCCAAACUUGCCUCAGGGGGUGCCUCCCCUGCUGCACAACCAGUACCUCGUAGGUCCUGGAGGACUGCUUCCUGCCUACCCGAUCUAUGGCUAUGACGAGCUCCAGAUGCUGCAGUCACGGCUGCCAGUGGACUACUAUGGAAUUCCCUUUGCUGCACCCACAGCGCUUGCCAGCCGAGAUGGGAACCUAGCUAAUAAUCCGUAUCCAGGUGAUGUCACGAAGUUUGGCCGUGGGGAUUCUGCAUCCCCUGUACCCCCUACCACACCAGCUCAGCCACAGCAGAGCCAAUCACAGACCCACCACACAGCCCAGCAGCCCUUCCUGAACCCUGCACUGCCACCUGGCUAUAGCUACACUGGCCUUCCCUACUACACAGGCGUGCCCAGUGCCUUCCAGUAUGGCCCCACCAUGUUUGUUCCUCCAGCCUCAGCCAAGCAACAUGGGGUGAACCUCAGCACUCCCACACCUCCCUUCCAGCAGGCCAGUGGUUAUGGCCAGCAUGGCUACAGUACAGGUUAUGACGACCUGACCCAGGGGACAGCAGCAGGAGACUACUCCAAAGGUGGCUAUGCUGGAUCAUCACAGGCACCAAACAAGUCUGCAGGUUCUGGGCCUGGCAAAGGAGUAUCAGUGUCUUCAAGCACCGCCGGUCUACCUGAUAUGACUGGUUCUGUCUACAAUAAGACACAGACUUUUGACAAGCAGGGAUUUCAUGCAGGGACCCCUCCACCUUUCAGCCUGCCUUCAGCCUUGGGCUCCACUGGGCCCCUGGCCCCGGGAGCGGCCCCUGGCUAUGCGCCCCCACCAUUCCUGCACAUUUUGCCAGCCCACCAGCAGCCCCACUCCCAGCUGCUGCACCACCACCUUCCACAGGAUGCCCAGAGUGGCUCGGGUCAGCGCAGCCAGCCCAGCUCCCUGCAGCCCAAGUCUCAAGCCUCCAAACCUGCCUACGGCAACUCUCCAUACUGGACAAACUAAAUCCGGAAGAGAGGGGCGUGCUGGGGCACAGCUUAUCCUGGGCAGGAGAGAACACACGAGCACAUAUUUGGGAGCCCAGUGCCCUUCCCUAGAAUUCGUGGGGAGCCUGCCUCCCAGACUGGCUAUUGUAUGUAAUGUAUUUAUGUAUGUAUUUGUAAAUGUGAUAGAAGUCUGGGGGAGUUCGGGGACGGCUGCAGAUGUUAGCCAGGUCUGUUCUCCCCAUUCAAGCCCCUUCUCCACUGUAGCAAAAUAAGUGCCCCCACCCCAUCUGCCUUCAGGUCCUCUUCAUAGCCUGCACUGCCCAGUGGGCCACUAGGGGCAGUCUCUGGAAGGGCUGGUUCAAGGCUGUUUGGGUAUAGGGGUCAAGUACCAAUGAAGAAUCACGACUUGUCUCACUCCUUUGGAAAUUAUUUGUUUUCUUUCCUGUGUAAUUACUUUAUACCCCUGUUUUUGAGAAACUGUUCAUUUUGUCAUCUGUCAUGGUCUCCUUCCACCAAAUCUUGAUCUGGGAAUAGCAGCGAUAUCCCUCCACCCCACACAAAUAUGGGCACCUGUUUGUCUUCAAACAGGGGCUUCUAGUCUGGUCAUGUCCCUAGAGACUUACUAGAGACUGGCUGACCAUGGAAAAAAAAAAAUCUCAGUUGUUCAGCCAGUCAGCUCCCCUUUAAAAAUCAAAGAUACCUCCAAGCAACACAUCUCCAUUCCGGUUGUCUUGAACCAGGUGGGCAACUGUUUCAGGGGUUUUCUCUUGCCCAAUCUCCACCUAAUAAAGUUCUGAGAGCAUGCACGGUCUGUGUGGUGUGACUGAAAGGCAGCUCAGGGCAGAAGCCCUGGACUUCAUAGGACUAAAGGAGACCCCACAUGGUUGUAGUCUUCUGACACAGGCUAUAAAGGCUUGAAAUGGUUUUCCUUUUAACUGGACCCUCUUGGCCCAAAUGACAAUGGCUGUAAGGAGAGCUAAACCUCCUCACAGGGCCCAGGCCAUGUUGAUCAAAGUUAACCUGGCUUUUCUUAUAGCUCCUUAAGAGACUUAGGGAUAGGGCAGCUUGGGACCUUACCUAGAAAAAGGUAAGUGUCUACAAGUAAAAUUAGGACUUUUAUUAAAUAGGGUGAUCUGCCUGAUCCCUGCUAUUAGCAGCAAUAAGUUAGUUAGGAAAACAAAUGACAGUGAAAAUGUUUGCCUAAGGAAAGCAGCAGAGCACCCCUCAGUCCCUCACUGAUCUACUUGUAUCAGCUUCCGUUUUCAGAAUCAAGUUUAACAAAUGGCCACGUCUAUAAGGAGCUUGAAGGGAUUGGGGAUAUACCAGGGAGGUGAGUUAGAAAGGCAGAUUCCCCAGUUGUGGUUUUUGUCUAAUUUUUCAGCUGAGCCCUGGCAUAAUCUGCAAGGUUAACAGUGAUAUUGAGACCACCUUUUAGUUUUCUUUAAACACAAGUUAAAAAAAGAAGAGGGUCAUUUCAUGGGGAAGUAGCAAUACAGGUAUUUUAUUUCACAUUUUAUUAGUAGACAGAUGGGCAGAAAAAGACAAAAUAAACCACUAAAGGGGAAGUCAACACAAAAUGCAUCAGAUAAUCUUUUCUCAUAAGUUAAACUGAAGAAAAACAUCUACAAUUUCAGCUAAAACUAUUAAAGUCAGGUGUGUCCUGCUGGUUUCAGAAUAGUUGAAAAUUGCAUCUCUGAAUCCUUUUAGUUGUAAAUGUAAACCUUGUUUAUCAGGAUGGGAGGGGUGGAGAGUUCAUUUUCAGUGGAGAGCUGCACAUUUCCCCUUCCAAUCUGUUUCUUACAAUAUGUGCCCCAAACGUAAGGAAACCAGCAAGUAAAGAAGCAGUUUGCCAGGGCAAGUGAAAGAAGGUUUCUACAAAAAAGUCUGACUAAUAGAAAAGAACUCUGGAAUGAUAAAAGGAGAAGGGGGGAAGACUGAAAGAAGCAACAGCGGAAUCAUAUACUUUCUCCACCCAGCCUCAAAAUACACAGAACUGAAGAGCAUACAGUGAGGCCUCAAUUAGAAUUAAAAGGAAUCUAAAAAUGCAAGAUUUUGAGUUCAUGUCACACCAAAUAAUAAGCACAACUGUACAUACAUGGUUCCGGAUUGAGCCUGAGACCUCUAC